Molecule: messenger RNA, 3543 nt
Organism: Homalodisca vitripennis (glassy-winged sharpshooter)
Lineage: Eukaryota; Metazoa; Arthropoda; Insecta; Hemiptera; Cicadellidae
Exons: 6
Coding region: 107-2059 (650 amino acids)
Source: RefSeq, a predicted model, not a curated record
GCCAUUGGUGGUUCGGAAGUCACCUUUAAGCCGUUGGUUCCCAGGUACGGACUGGCCAGAGAGUGACUCCAGUCUAGACUUUAGCUCGAAUGAGCUCACCAGGACCAUGUCUAGCUACAGCCCCAGUGAUACCUUCUAUAACAGUGCAAUGUAUCAGAAUACUUCCUCUUCUUACCCUGGGGAGCUGAACCAAUCAUCCUCCAGUAACCAGCUACCACACUUAAUACACUACUACCCACAGAGUCAUUGGCCUCCCACAAACUUUCAUGAAAAUGAUGCUACGAUGACAUCUACAGCUUUGGAUGAUAUGAACGUACAAAUAACUGACCUGACGUACCAUCAGCCAUUGAGAACUGUUAAUUGCCUCAAUAGAGUCCAGACCAAAACGUCCAUGGGAAACAUACAACACUACCCUCCUCCGUUAGAUCAGCUAAUUCUUAAUCAGUUACCUAGUAUACACGUGGGUGUGGCUGAAGAUAAGAAGCCUCCAGCAGUGAAAUAUGAUCAACAGUUUCACAAUCCUGCUAAGAGCUUGGAUUCACCUCAGAUUCAAAAUGGAUAUGCACAAGAAUCAACUGUCAACAAUGAUGGCACUGCUCAUUAUUUUAACUUAGCAACUUCCAGUAACCAAACAUCACAGUUACUAACCUACCGACAACAGGGUUAUUGGCCUUCCACAAACCUACAUGCAAACAAUACCAUGAUGACAUCUACGGAUUUGGAGGAUUUGAAUAUUCAAAUAAAAGACCAAACGCACCACCGUCCUCUGGCCACAAUAUCAGUUACAAGUCCUGCAGUGCAAGAUGAUCAACAGUUUGAAAAUCCUGCUGAGAGCUUGGAUCCACGUCAGAUCCGAGAUGGCUAUGCACAAGAAUCUACUGUCAACAAUGAUGGCACAACCCAUUAUGUCAACUUUGCAUCGUCCAGUAACCAAGCAUCACAGUUAAUAACCUACCUAGAACAGGGUUAUUGGCCUUCCACAAACCUUCAUGGACAUGAUGCCCGGAUGAUAUCUACAAUAUUGGAAGAUAAUAUGAAUAUGCAAUUAACAGAGGCGAUGCUCAAUCAGCCAUUGGAUAGCCUCAAUAGAGUCCAGACAGGAACGGCAAUGGGAAACAACCAAACCGGCCCUCUUUUGGAUAAUUUUAUGGCUACAAAUUCAGAGGCAUCUACUGAAGAAUCACAAUUAGUAAAUGAUUUUGAUGAAGCAAUUCCAAUUGCUUUUGAUGCAGCAUUUGAAGCAGCUAAUAUAAUCUUCGAACCGUUGGAAUACAACUCUGCGUAUGUCUCAGAAGGAACCAACUUUGAGGGGCAAAUUCUUAAUAAUAAUGAGCCGCCAGAACAGUACUCAACAAUAUUACCCCGAGAACCUGCUAUUCAUGAUGAACAACCAACACGACAAGAUAUGCAACCUCUCAGCACAAAUGUUGGAAAACCCAACAGGAACACGAAUACACUUCAAGCAUCCGUGAACAACAGAGUGGUAUUGCCGCCAGUCCCUACUAUUAAUGAAGAGGUUCCAACACCUCCCAAGAGAAAACGUGGAAGACCUCGCAAGAAUGAAAAUACACCUCAAAACUCCACUAUUGAAACCCUCACCAUUACACCCCCAAUUCAAACAAGCCAGAAUGACGUCACAAAGGAUAGGAAGGCAAAACUGAAACUGUUGUCUCCGGAUUUCUCUUUCAACGAACAGUCAUCCCCAGGUUGUUCAGGUAACUCGAUUUGUGCCAAGAGUGACACAAAGGUACCAGAGGACAAAGAGAAUGCAGAGUAUGUGCCUGAGGACGACCUGACUGAGGAGGAGUUAUCUGAAGAGGAGCUGUCUGAGAAGGUGACAUCGCUGGAAAACACAGAAGAAGAGAGACGAAAGAAAAACAACUUAGCGUCAAAAGAUUCUAGGAAGAAGCUGAAAGAGAAACUGGCUCAGCAGAAGCAACUGAAAGAAAGACUGUCCAAAGACAACAUGAAACUGAAAGAAGUGAAUAAGAGGCUAGAAGAGGCCUUGGAAAUCCUACAAAAAUCACAAAACUUGAGAAACUGUAAGGAGGGAUUUUAACACUCAAGGCCCUAAUGAUGAUGUUAUUGUUGUUAUUUUCUCUAGCUGCAUCAUGCCAUCUCCAUUUGCAGCAUCGCGUUGUAGUCGUGUACUAAGUACGGUGAAUCGAAUUAUCUCUGGUUGGAAGUCGAAAUCAGCAUUAUACCUAGAGAUAGGCAUAGUUACUGAGUCUUUUAGAGUGAAAAGAAAUGAACUAUCAAAUUUUGUCACUAAAUUUUAAGGUUCUUUAUUUACAUACCUCAUUAAAUAUUAAAAUCAUAGAUUUUCAAAUAAUAAAGUACAAAAAAAUAAAACAUAGUAUGUUACAAAGACAUUUUUAUCAACAUAGACAUACAGUAUAUGAUUAUAUAUUUUUUCAUUUCAAACUCAAUUAAGAAAUUUUACUUGAAGUGGAAUUCCCAUAUAGUAGCUUUUUCCAGUUGCAGAUUGAACAAAUGCCAGUCAUCGCACAGAAGUAACAAGUAAAGAACCGAGAAAUGCCAAAGAACUUAAGCCAAUCUACAAAAAUGCUUUGCAAACAAGUGGAACACUUGAUCAACAUUCCAGAACAAAGUUCAUGAGUUACAGUUGAAAUUGGUUGUAUUUUUCAAGCAUUUAGAGUUGCAAUUCCUAAAAAUCUGAGGGAAUGAUAACGUAUGAAGCCUAUAUUGGUAUUGUUAAGAUGAAGGACUUGGCAUGACAGUAUUGCUGGUGGAGGGGAUUGAUACUGAAAUGAUGGUAAGAUCUUGUAAAGGUUGUUUAGUUAAAAAUGCACCGACCAAUGCAACUGUUCAUCCAUCGAUCAUUCCUAACACACCUUGGAAUAGAAUUCAUGUUGAUUUUGCUGGACCAAAACAACAUGAAAAUGAACAUGUUUUGUUUUGUUUUUAUGUAUAUACUAAGUGGAUUUAAGUGAUUCCUUGUAAGGCAUAACACCACAAAAGACAAUCAGUGUGUUAAUUAAUGUUCAGACUAUCCUUACAGUAAUAACUGAUAAUGAUGGCACACUGUUUACUUCUGAAGAGAUAUGUACAGAGUCUGAAGAAGAGUUUGAAAGCCAUGAUUGAGGUACCAGGUGUUGUGCACUUAAAAUUAAGCACAAUACUUAUGCAAUAUAGGAAGUUUCAGAAUGGUACUGUACAGAAAAGUCCGGCCUAGUUAAUGCUCAAAGGUAUACUACGUACAAGACUGAGCCACUGUUCUAACUGAACAAAGAGAGUGUCAGUCUGAGAAUUAUAUUAUAUUUCAGAAGCCGAUAAAGGAGUGUAAAGUUGGUGAAUCAGUUCAAGUUCUGUCUUUACACAUGGGAAAUAAUUUAUGUAACAAUUAUUGAGAGAGGUGGGUCGUUUCAUUACUGGAUUGAAGUGGAAGGGCAAAUGUUGUUGAGAAGACUGUCAUAUGAUUUUCUAAUACUCAUACCGUAUGUCUGUAUUCUUAGAAUGAUUGUGUUGACCUUUACAUGUUUAACUUUUGUUUCACUUUAAUAAAAGGGAAUUAUUUGUUCA